UAAGUUUACACACAUUCCCAGUGUGGGCAGCAAUCAGUCCAUGCUCCUGUCUCAGGAAUCCAGUCCGGCUUGAGAGCCCUGCUGCCCUUUUGUUGUCCUCCCCACGAGGGUGAUCAGUUGAGGACUAUGUGGUGACAGAACCAGUUUGUAACAGGCUUGUCUUUCACCUUUCUCCUCUCCAGGCUUUGCUGGCAAGACUCAUGUGAGGAUCUGAGAGAGGCGUGAGUGCAAAAGGGCUGUAAAGUGAAAUAAGAAAAGGAAAGAAACGGGAGAUUUAAACCACAAGCAAAUCAGUGCUGCUGCUGCUGCUGCUGCUGCUACUGCAAUGAACUGGCUAGAAGAAUCAAACUGGAGGUUUCACGUUUCCCUCCUCAUGCUGCUCUCGAUGCACACCAGGGCACACUUUCUAGACAGCAGGCCCUUGAGGAGUUCCGGGAAGGUGAACAUGGAAACCAGGAAGGAAGACAGCGGGGGCACGGCAGCAUCUCCUCCUCAGAAGAAGCUGUUUUGCCAUUGCCAUCACUACUGCCCCGAAGAGUCAAAAAACAACACCUGCAGUACUGAUGGCUUUUGUUUUGCCAUGGUAGAAGAUGAAGACUCUGGAGGGCAGACUUUCACCACAGGCUGUAUCGGGUUAGAGGGUUCUGACUUCCAGUGCCGGGACACGCCACUGUCCCAACCGAGAAGAUUAAUUGAAUGCUGCACAGAUCAGGAUUACUGUAACAAAGAUCUUCACCCUACGCUGCCACCACUGAUAAAAGGAGGUUUGGAUGAGGGAAAUGUCCAUCACAAGGCCUUACUGAUUUCAGUGACUGUCUGUAGUGUCCUCCUAGUGCUUAUCAUCAUAUUCUGUUACUUCAGGUUUAAAAGGCAAGAAAGCAGACCUCGGUACAGCAUCGGGCUUGAACAAGACGAGACUUACAUUCCACCUGGAGAAUCCUUGAAAGACCUCAUUGAACAGUCUCAGAGCUCGGGAAGCGGUUCUGGGCUCCCUCUUCUGGUGCAAAGGACUAUAGCAAAACAGAUUCAGAUGGUGAAGCAGAUUGGUAAAGGUCGCUAUGGAGAGGUCUGGAUGGGGAAAUGGAGAGGAGAGAAGGUGGCCGUCAAGGUUUUCUUCACGACGGAGGAAGCCAGUUGGUUUCGAGAGACGGAGAUCUAUCAGACCGUUCUGAUGAGGCAUGAAAACAUUUUGGGCUUCAUUGCUGCAGACAUCAAAGGCACAGGGUCUUGGACUCAGCUGUAUCUUAUCACAGACUACCAUGAGAAUGGAUCCCUGUACGACUACCUGAAAUCCACUACCUUGGAUACAAAAGCCAUGCUGAAGCUGGCAUAUUCCUCAGUCAGCGGACUGUGCCAUUUGCACACUGAAAUAUUCAGCACUCAAGGCAAGCCAGCGAUUGCCCACCGGGACCUCAAAAGCAAAAACAUCCUGGUGAAAAAGAACGGAACUUGCUGUAUAGCAGACCUGGGUUUGGCAGUUAAAUUCAUUAGUGACACAAAUGAGGUGGAUAUACCACCCAACACCAGAGUGGGCACAAAGCGGUACAUGCCUCCUGAAGUCCUAGAUGAAAGCUUAAAUCGGAAUCACUUCCAGUCAUAUAUCAUGGCCGAUAUGUACAGCUUCGGACUCAUCCUUUGGGAAAUAGCAAGGAGAUGUGUUUCAGGAGGUAUAGUUGAAGAGUAUCAGCUUCCAUAUCAUGACCUUGUUCCCACUGACCCUUCAUACGAAGACAUGAGAGAAAUAGUAUGUAUCAAGAAGCUACGGCCCUCGUUUCCCAACAGGUGGAGCAGUGAUGAGUGCCUAAGACAAAUGGGCAAACUCAUGACAGAAUGCUGGGCUCACAACCCUGCCUCUCGGCUCACAGCUCUGCGAGUGAAGAAAACUCUUGCCAAAAUGUCAGAGUCACAGGACAUUAAGCUCUGAUUCGGCUGAAGAAAGGCACCUCUUUGCUAAAUCUCAGAAAAAUAGACUUUCCUUCAUGUUUCAAAGAGACAGGAAGAGGAAUUACAAGACUUCGCUAAUAUAAACCUUGAACGCAGUCUUUCGGCAAAUAAUCUUCCACUCUGGCGCAGGGGCCAUUCCAGGAGAAAGAAAGCAACGCGGCUCCAUCAAGUUUGGUUCCUCGGCUGCCAGAUGAGAAGACCUUUGGCCUCUUUUGGAAGCGGUGGGAGAAACAGUAUCGGUAACUGCUUCAAGAUUAUGCAUGCUGCUUUCUGUGAAAGCCCCUAAUGUUAUUAAUAUUAAUAUUAUUAUUAUAUUUGGACUGUUUAAUUUUCAUAAAAAUGAACCUUUGCAAAUACAAAGUACAAGAAAAGAA
This is a messenger RNA of Lacerta agilis (Sand lizard), 2318 nucleotides long. RefSeq names its product bone morphogenetic protein receptor type 1B (gene BMPR1B). Gene Ontology annotation, molecular function: transforming growth factor beta receptor activity, type I; ATP binding; SMAD binding. The record is from RefSeq and is a predicted model, not a curated record. Gene Ontology annotation, cellular component: signaling receptor complex; plasma membrane. NCBI's taxonomy places the organism in Eukaryota, Metazoa, Chordata, Lepidosauria, Squamata, Lacertidae. Bases 326 to 1924 code for a protein of 532 amino acids. Gene Ontology annotation, biological process: dorsal/ventral pattern formation; BMP signaling pathway; cellular response to growth factor stimulus. The transcript is spliced from 11 exons.